This is a messenger RNA of Orussus abietinus, 410 nucleotides long. RefSeq names its product venom peptide Pc (gene ssp7). The record is from RefSeq and is a predicted model, not a curated record. Lineage: Eukaryota; Metazoa; Arthropoda; Insecta; Hymenoptera; Orussidae. The transcript is spliced from 3 exons. The coding region runs from base 82 to 345 and encodes 87 amino acids.
CAUGGCGUAUAAAAGGAAUGCUCAUCAAGGAAAAGAUCAGUCUUAAGAGGAAGUAAAGUUUCUAAGCACAGAGAGUCCAAAAUGAGAAGUCUAGCUAUUCUCUGUGCACUUGCCCUGCUCGUCUGCUUGUUCACCAACGCGGAAGCUGCGUGCAAUGUGGGAGGCAAAAUGGUACCACCAGGUGUGCACAUUGACAAAUGCAUAAGAUACACCUGCCACGAGGGUGGUCACCUAAGUGCAGUUCCAUGCGCACUAGCAACCUGCGAGAAUCUGCUCGGCUACACUGAAACGGAUUUGAGCAAACCUUAUCCAGAUUGUUGUCCACGGCCCAUAUGUGGCAACUAAUAAUGGAAAAAAGCGUGUACUCGUUAUUAAAUAUUUAAUAAAGCAGCGGAAAAAUAUGAAAAAAA